CUCACAGCCAAACGACGCAUGCGUACAACCGGUGAACUAAUUACGCGUGUUUAUUAUCUAAACCAAAAUAAAAACAAAAUACUGAACUAAAAUAAAAUCAAGUGAAAUAAUUUUUAAUCUGUGAAUAUAAAAACUGUUUUUUAUAAAACUCUGUGGUGAAUUUGAUUCUGAAUUCGAAGUUUGAAUUGCAUUUGAAAGAUUAAAGGAUCUGUCCUUGGAAUGCCAGUGUGAUUAAAAAUGUCGAGCACGGUAGAGGUGAACUCGCGGGCUUUGGGUCGCGCGCACCUCUCUCAUCUACCCCAACGUCCUCCUGUGAACCUCAGCUUCCAAGACCUCACAUAUACUGUGCAGAAUGGAAAGAGUUCGAAGAUAAUCCUGCGCAGCAUCAACGGUGACUUUCGAUCAGGGCAACUAACCGCCAUCUUGGGUCCCUCUGGCGCUGGCAAAAGCACAUUGCUAAACAUACUAGCUGGAUAUAGGGUAGCUGGAGCCUCCGGUACAAUAUUCACCAAUGGCGAGCCUAGAGACUUGCACCAGUUCAGGAAAUUGUCCCGCUACAUCAUGCAGGAGGAUCUUUUGCAGCCAUACAUCACGGUACAGGAGGCCAUGAUGAUAGCUGCUGAUCUCAAGUUAGGCAACGGGAUUACUAAGGAGAAGAAGUUGGUUAUAGCCGAAGAAAUCAUUCAAUUAUUAAGGCUACAGAAAGCAAGAAACACAGCGACAGAGAGAUUAUCAGGAGGCGAAAGAAAACGGAUAUCAAUAGCCCUAGAGUUACUUAACAACCCACCGGUUAUAUUUUUGGAUGAACCUACCACGGGUCUAGAUGACGUGGCAUCUUCAACAUGCGUGUCGCUCCUCAAGCGAGUGGCUCGGGGAGGAAGGACGGUCGUCUGCUCACUCCACACCCCGUCAGCUCGACUGUUCGCCGAGUUUGACCAUGUGUACGUGGUGGCAGGGGGCCGCUGUGCCUACCAGGGCACCGCGCCAGGCGUCGUGCCCUUCCUUAAUGAACUGCAGCUCCCCUGCCCUAAGACUUACAACCCUGCUGAUUUUAUAAUUGAAGUAUCAAGUGGCGAAUACGGAUCUCACGUAGAUAAAAUGGUGUCAGCGGUAGAAAAUGGGAAGAACCAGCGAUGGAGGACGUAUGCUAUAGAGGAGAGCCCUCCAGGGGAACUAUUUGAAGAGAUGGAGAUAGAACAGCUUAACACCGGUGGUAUUGAGAAGCAUAACUACAAGCAUGGAUGUUCUGCUUGCCAGCAGUUCAUUGUUUUAUUGAAGAGAAUGCUGUUACAGACUGUUAGGAAUAAGAGUUACCUGUGGUUACGCGUCGGCUUACAUUUGUUCAUAGGAUUUAUUGUGGCCAGUCUCUUCAACAAGAUGGGUUAUGAUGCUUCAAAGACUAUCUUCAACUUCGGUUUCUGCUAUGCCUGUACCAUUGCCAUGCUUUACAUUCCUAUGAUGCCGGUUUUACUUGCCUUUCCAACAGAAGUGCAGCUGGUUAAAAGAGAGUAUUUCAAUCGAUGGUAUGGUUUGAAGCCCUACUAUGCUGCGUUGGUGGUGUCAAGGACGCCUGCAACUAUUUUCUUCAGCCUUCUUUACUUGGUCAUCGCUUAUCCCAUCACAUCCCAACCCAUGGAGCUGGAUAGGAUAUUCAUGUUCUGUUCCACGUGUAUUCUUAUAGCUCUAAUAUCAGAAUCUAUGGGAACUGUCAUUUCGUCAAUGUUGAAUGUUGUGAACUCAGUAUUUAUGGGUCCCGCUAUGAGCGUCCCAUUAAUGCUGCUAGCAGUAUACGGCAUAGGUAGCGGAGAUGAUCCUUUGCCAAUAGUAUGGAGGCUGGCAAGAGCCUGUUCCUUCCUUCGUUAUGGAAUUGAGGGUCUUGUUGCUGCAAUAUACGGUCCUCCUAGAGAUGAUCUCAUUUGCCCAGAACAUGUAGAUUACUGUGAAUAUAAAAAUGUCGCUUACUUCGUGAAACUGAUGGGCAUGUCUGGUGUAUCAUUUUGGGUGGAUUUUUCCGUGCUAGUCUGCAUGUUACUCGCCAUGAAUCUCACUGGAUACUACCUUCUUCGGCAGCGGUUGUCGCCUAACUACGCUUUCAGAGCCAUCAAGGUGAUUGGCAACUUCAUCAAGACCAAGAUGAGCUCGUACUCGUGAUUCAAUUGUUUUUAUAUUAUCAUCAUCUUUAAGUGUCAUUUGAAAAAUGAUUUUGUACAUACUAAGAGUAUAUAUAUAAGGAAUCCAUACUUAAAUAACUAUAUUUAUGUAAUGUUUUUACCCUUAGGUAGUUUGUUAAUAUAAGCUUAUCAUUUUCAAAAGUUGUACUUUUUGUAAGUUCUUUUCCAUUCACGGGACCAAGGGGUCCCGGAUAUUUGGAACGCGUACGUGGGGCCGAAGCCAACUUGCAGAGGCACUUUGAACAACUUUAAUAUAAUUGAAAUGAAACAUCAGCCGGCAAUUAUUCCUAUGUGCAUCUAAGGACAAUCACCGGUUGAUGCAAUACUAUUUUGUGAAAUGUGGUAAAAAUCUUAAAAUAGUACUUUUAUUAUCCAAAAAUGUUUAAUUUUUUACAUAACUUUAUUGGAAUAUGUUGGCUAAUAGAUUUUCAGUUAUAAACGUUAAGAAUAAUAAGACCAACCACUGUGAUAGCCUGUACAGUUUUGAAGUGGUUCCUAUUUACAAUAGGCAUAGUUGAAUGGACGGGACUAUUUCCUUUGCAUUUCUUUCUAUACAAUUGGUUAUGGGGCAAAAAUAAUUUUAAUCACAAAAUUCCUAUAAGUUAAAAAAUGAAUUUAUUUAUACAUAAACGGGCCAAAGGAAAUGGAAAAAUUCCCAGUGUGAUAGAUCUUUAUAAGUGUCGUCGUAAUUUAGUGAUAUAUGUACCUAGUUUAAAUAAGAAUUAAUUUUUUUUUAUAGUUCAUUUUCUACUUAAAUAUAAAAGAAAUAAUAGUAUAUUCAAGGAUGAGGAUAUUUUAAGACUGAUUGCACGCCUACAUUUUUAUAGUUUGCUAAAUAAACUUGAUCUUUU
Spodoptera exigua (beet armyworm) is the source of this 3022-nucleotide messenger RNA. NCBI's taxonomy places the organism in Eukaryota, Metazoa, Arthropoda, Insecta, Lepidoptera, Noctuidae. The record is from the annotation of a GenBank genome assembly.